UUACUCCCGUCGUCUUCGUCUCACUUUUUGUUCGUGCUGCUCCUGGCGGGCCUUUUAGAGAAGCUUUGUUUGGACAAUGCCCUUUGUUCGUUGGAAGAAAUUCCUCGGUUUACCUUUAGUUGCAGGGGUGUGCAUCCUCGCAUCUUUGGGAGUAAUUGUUGGAGGCGCUGGCGCCGUUGGUGGUUGGGUUCAUGUUAUCGAUGUCGUGGGAAAGCAUCCCAUACCUAUUGAAGAUCAAGUGGGAGUCUUUGUGUUCGCGAUCACAUUUUCGUUACUCGCACUUUUGUCACUCCUAGGCCUCAUUGGAGGCCUCGUUAGAAGCUACAAUAUCAUUAUCUUCUACAAGAAUCUUGUGCGAGGACAUCUUCUAUUGAUCAUUGCCGCCCUUGGCCUUUCUCUGUUUUCCACCAUCCACCCGGUGGAUAACUCGACUAUCGAAAGAUGCCUUGGAGACUCGCCGGACUACCUAGUAAAACAAUUCUGCGUUAAAGGCAUUUCGUUGAUGAAAGGCCUUCGUAUUGGUAUAUCCGCCUUGGCUGCAAUCAACCAAAUCUGUGCUUGGAUCAUAGCGAACAAUUUCGCGGACAAGUUAGACUUGGAUAGCGUCAUGCGGAGGACCAUAAUAUUCCCCGAUGGUAAAGCAAGUGGAAACGGCUACCGAGUAUAAAACCUAAUUUAUCCUGCAAAGUUUGAUUGCGUUCAUGUUCCGUGGUCACUCCUCGCCGUCUCCGGCAAAAAUGAAUGAAACAAGGUACUUGUCCAAGUAUUCUUUGGGUAUCCCUUCCUUGAGCCCAUCCGCCAUGG
Messenger RNA from Marasmius oreades (fairy-ring Marasmius), 804 nucleotides. RefSeq lists its product as uncharacterized. The transcript is spliced from 4 exons. The record is from RefSeq and is a predicted model, not a curated record. Bases 77 to 667 code for a protein of 196 amino acids. Lineage: Eukaryota; Fungi; Basidiomycota; Agaricomycetes; Agaricales; Marasmiaceae.